Molecule: messenger RNA, 237 nt
Organism: Rotaria socialis
Lineage: Eukaryota; Metazoa; Rotifera; Eurotatoria; Philodinida; Philodinidae
Source: the annotation of a GenBank genome assembly
AUGGGUAACACAUGCACAUCAGCAAAAACUGAUCCAACAAUUCAAAAAUCUGUUCAACCAUCUAAUGCAACAAUAUAUCAACUACCACCAGUAGAAAAUAGUACGGCAAUGAAAACUGUGACAGAAGAAGAUCCAUCACCGCCGAAAGAUGCAUCAGAAGCAGCUCCUUCUGCACCACCUGUUGCACUUCAACCGCCAGAAACUAGUUCAACAGAGCAUGAAGAACGAAAUGAAUAG